Messenger RNA from Penicillium coprophilum, 1986 nucleotides. RefSeq lists its product as uncharacterized. Bases 1 to 1986 code for a protein of 661 amino acids. NCBI's taxonomy places the organism in Eukaryota, Fungi, Ascomycota, Eurotiomycetes, Eurotiales, Aspergillaceae. The transcript is spliced from 2 exons. The record is from RefSeq and is a predicted model, not a curated record.
AUGGAAAGCCGUCCUCCCCAAAAGCUGAAGCUUCGAUGGGACAUCCCAAUGCGCCAAGCUCUUUGUUGUAUUUACCGAUUCUUCCGAUGUGGCAAGAAAGCGAAAGAGGAGAUCUUCUUCUCAAUGUUUCGAGACAAUCUGAAAAAACGUGGGAUUAAUCGAUCUAUUCCAGAAAGGACACUCCACGCCCAGUGGAUCUGGAUGAGAAACACUGGUGACCUUGUUUGGUCUCAUGUCCAUCGAGAUACAGAGUUCAAUAUGAACAGAGAAUGGAAGAGCAUAAUCCAGCAGAUCAAGUCUACGGCAAUCGAUUUACGCCUUCCCCUUCUUGACAAGAUAGAAGACGACAUUGACACAACUCAAUGGCGGACGCGAGUGACAGUGGUCGUGGGACCAAGAACUGAGUACCCCCACGAGACACCCUAUCACAUGCCAUCUCCAUUGCGCCAGCAAAGAGAAGAGGAGACGAGUCAUCCUUUUGCCGGAAGUGAUGACCAAAGCAGUGGCAGUAUCACGAUGACUGUCGGCCACAGCCGAGAACGGACCGACUCUCUGGAGGAUAUCGACUUCGUGGAAAACGACGUGUCGGUGGUCACAAGCCAUGGGAAGGCUUGUCUGUGGUGUAGCCAUGGUGUGACAAUUGACGAGGUGGAUGGUAUUGAUGACCAGAGCAGAAUGAGCAAUAACCCCAAGGAAAACAACAACCCCGACCAAAGCCAACAGCCUCAGUACCAGCACGCAGGGCACCAAGAUUGGGACCAGCAGCAUCACCACCAAGGCCACCACCAUGACCACGACAUGGCCAUGCAGGGCGUUCCCCGAGAUAAGUUGCCACCAUUACUGUUUCGCUGGUCAAACUGUGACUCCCAAGGGGUCAACUCGAGAACACACUUCCUGGCCGGAAUUUUCUGCGAUUCUGAAUGGUUCAAUCCAGAAGAUAUUCCCCAGAGCCGAUUUGAAAGCCUCUUUGAGAGCCAUGUCACUAAGCAGGAGGUCAAGACACCAUUUAUCUCCACCUCCCAGUCUCCACUGUCGCCUCUACACCGCGCAAUUGCUGGCCAAAAGGGCGCGAUAUUGACCGUUAUCGACACGUCAAAGCUGGAGACCAAAGUAUUCAACGCUUAUCCACUGGCAGUUCGUAUGAAGACUUUAGUGAUAAACGGGUGGAAGGGGUUUGGGGAAUUUCUCAUAUGGGGUAGUAUCCCAACGGAGGCAAUUGCUUACACCGUGGAGAUUGCUAGUCUCCAACAAAUCACACAGUCCCACCGCGACAUCAAUCGUCUGAUACAGCUUCCACUGAUCCACAGCGUCCCACGCUGUAAUGCUAUGCUGCGUGAGAUGCUGGCACUGAGAAGAAAGUUGCCUUUUCCAUCUGGUCGAACGCUUGCAAAACUACUGACUCUACUCCAAGUCCCAGUGAUCCACUGGGAGAACCUAGCAUAUGAGUUUGCCAAGCCCUCCCCCUAUCUUCCCGAGGAGUUGUCGGAUUCUGAAAGCGAGGCUCCAUGGCCCACACCCCAAAAGACCCCCCAAAAGAUGCAUUUCUCGUCUAAUAGGGACUCCGAUAUAGACUACGAGCCGCCUGAGACUGAUGAAGACUCAGAAAGUACCUCUGAGUCAGAAGGCAUGACCAAGUCUCGAUCCAUGUCGAUGUGUGAUGAUCCAGAGACUGACGACGAGGGAAAGUUCUCGACGCAUGAGACGUUGUCGAGUGGGAUUUUCCCCGAGGAUUAUGGCGUUGAAGACCCCCCAAAGCAGACACAAGGUCAAGAGGUGAUUGAUCUCACCUCUGAUAACGAAGAGACUAGUUCACAGUGUGCAUUGCAGCGGGACUGGCCAUCGGAUGACGAUCCAUACAUGUAUCCUGACACACCUACGAAGACCCGUCCGCCGCAAUCUUCUCAUGAGAACAGAGCUACCCACCAUCUUCUACUCAAUGGCCAGACGGAUAUGGACUUCUUUGAAAAGUUCCGACACUGGCCUUAG